CGUAAGAAAAAGUAGUUCCUACCAACUGCGUAUCAUUUAGACAAGAUCUCAAUCAUUUAGUUACUUUCCACUGUGUUCCUGUUAAUUAUAUACAUUAUCUCAAACGACUGAAGUAUCAAAGUAUCGAUAUUUUGAUCUGAUUGUCGCCGGUCUUUCUUAGCCUAUGAAUUAGGCAUUCGUGUUCAUUGUACCAACCGGUUUGCAGUCCAAACAGGAGCUCACGGGAUUACUUUUCACAGUCACCUUCUAGUCCAAAAUGGCUGUCAACAUUCCAGGAGUCGUAGCCAUGUUUUUCUUCUACCUGCUGGUUUACGGCAUUGGCAUCUGGGCUUACUUCAAGGGCCGGAGGGAAAAGCGCAAACAUACGACCACCUUCCUGGAGAUGUCAUUGCUGGUCAGCUGCCACAUCAGCUUGAUAGUGGGAAUCUUCACCAUGACCGCCACGUGGGUGGGAGGCGGCUUCAUCGUGGGCCUGGCAGAGAUGGUGUACACCCCCUCCAUGGGCGUGUCCUGGGCCGCCACGGUGAUUCUGGGAUACAGCGCUUCAUUUAUAAUUGGCAUCCGAGCGAGAAAUCGAGCACGUGAUUCGCGUCACGGUGGUGGUGGUGGUGUGACUGGGGCGGCGCUCACCAAACUGAAAACCAGCGUGAUCCUGUUCUGGUUUGUGGGCGCCGAAGUGUCUUACAACGUCAUCUUCCCUCAGCUCGUCUGCAUCGUCUUCUUCCACAUUACCAAUGGUUACGGCGCCAUCUUGGGUGGCGCGCUGGGCUUCCUGAUUCGGUUGCUGAGCAGUGAGCCUCUGAUAGGCCUGGCGCCUGUCAUUGCUUUCCCGGGAAGCAGUCUGGAGGACGGAACUCACCUACAGUAUUUCCCAGUCAAGACCUUUGCCAUGUUGUGCUCCCUCACAGCCAUCUUGUUCUUCUCCUUCCUAGCAUCUCAGCUUUUCAACAAUGGGCUACUACCAGUCCGCUGGGAUGUCUUCUCCGUGACUGCUGAGACGUCUGACCCCACAUCAUAGCUCCCCCGGUGUGCAAACAGCAGCACUGAUGCCUUUGAGCCCAUGAUGAUCGCUCCAAGGCCAAUGAGCAGCGAGCUUCCACCAGGGGGUGCCGCCACUCACCACAAGGACACCUUGUGGAAAAAUGCAAACAUGCUGAAAUUGUUAGC
Dunckerocampus dactyliophorus (ringed pipefish) is the source of this 1167-nucleotide messenger RNA. Its product is annotated as high affinity choline transporter 1-like. The record is from RefSeq and is a predicted model, not a curated record. Bases 257 to 1018 code for a protein of 253 amino acids. The transcript is spliced from 4 exons. Gene Ontology annotation, biological process: choline transport; transmembrane transport; acetylcholine biosynthetic process. NCBI's taxonomy places the organism in Eukaryota, Metazoa, Chordata, Actinopteri, Syngnathiformes, Syngnathidae. Gene Ontology annotation, molecular function: choline:sodium symporter activity. Gene Ontology annotation, cellular component: plasma membrane.